Molecule: messenger RNA, 3743 nt
Organism: Nicrophorus vespilloides
Lineage: Eukaryota; Metazoa; Arthropoda; Insecta; Coleoptera; Silphidae
Exons: 24
Coding region: 157-3711 (1184 amino acids)
Biological process (GO): poly(A)+ mRNA export from nucleus
Cellular component (GO): nucleus
Molecular function (GO): RNA binding; protein binding
Source: RefSeq, a predicted model, not a curated record
AAUACAUAUUACAUAGUUUAAUAUACAUUUGUGUAUAAUAAUACUAAAAAUUAAUGUGCUAGAACCUAAAACACACAUAUUUGUAUCAUAAUAUAACCUAUGAUUUAACAAGUGUUUUUCAUUCUUUGUGUUAUGUUCAUUUAAAUAAACUAAGAGAUGUCUGCACCGACUGAUAAAUCUAAAGAAACUGUUCUCAUCAAUGAGAACAAUGUGCAAACAAGUAUAGUACACUCUGAAUACAGGUCAAUAUACGAUGGAACAUAUUGGCAUAAAAUAUAUGUCCAAAAUGCUCUUAACUGUAAAAGGAAUUUUGUGUUAAAGACAUUAAUGAAAACCGUGCAUCCAUUGGAUUUUAUCCCAGUUCACUAUACUAUCGAAGAUGAAAACGUUUGUUUUUUGCUUAAGAAUUGCGGUGCAGCCAUUAUGGAGCUUUGCAAAUUAAAUUUGAUUGUCCCGAAUCCUAAUCCGAAAGAGAUAAAACCAUUUAAAAUAUCCAUUUUGCUCAAAUUUGCACAUGCCGGUGACUUGAAAAUCGACAUUCAAGCAACUAUUACAAAAAUAUUGAACAAGCGUACACAUUUACCAUCAAAGACAUUGAAUCUUGACUCGUUUUCUCAGGAUCCUCAUUUGAUAGAAUUUUGUACACUUUCUCAACCAAAACUAAUGUACUUUGUGCUUCAUUUGAGCAAAGGUCUUCCAUUUGAAAACCUACGUUUAUCUAAGAAUGAAAUUGAACUAUUGAAACCGCUAGAAGCUCUAGCUACGACGGUGCCGAAAAAGAUAGUUUCCUUAGAUUUAAGAAGGAAUAACAUUAAAUCAUUUCAUGAACUGAUGAUUCUCAGGAAAUUUUCCAUUCAAGAAUUGUGGCUGGACGAGAAUCCAAUCUGCGAAAAUAUAUCAGAGUAUGAUUAUAUUGCUUCAGUGAGAGAGCAUUGUCCAAAACUAUUGAAAUUAGAUGGUUUCAAGUUUCCACCGCAAGGAAUGCCAUCGCUUCGACGGACUUUCCUUUGCAACAGGAAAGGACAAGCUUUGGUGGACCAAUUUCUAGAGCAUUACAUUACUCUUUACGAUUCGGAACAUAGGAAUGUCUUGGAAUCUGUGUAUCAUAACAGCGCACUAUUCUCAAUGACUGCAAUACAUUUACUGGGCCAUAGUACAUCAUCGAAUUUAAAUGUUUUCGAUUAUAAGAAGGUAUCCAGAAAUAUCCAGAGUAUUUCGGAUUACUCGAGAUCAGGCGAGUGCAUGUUCUCAGGACCACUCAAUAUUGUCAACGUUCUCAAACGUCUGCCGCGUUCAAAGCACGACCAAUUCUCAUUCACAGUGGACAUGACGUUCUACUCUUUAAGUAGUGUAGUGUUCACUGUAACUGGAAUGUUUCGUGAAUCCAGUGAGCAUUUGCUGGAAGAGGAAAAACUGUACGGAUUCACAAGGACCUUCGUUCUUAUCAAAGUGGGAACGAACGAGUACAGCAUAGUCAACGAGAUGUUGCACAUUUCGAACGCGACUUCUUCGCAACAUCAACGAGCGUUCAAGUUUUGCAAAGUGCCGAAACCAUUUUACGUUAAGUUACCACUUCCUCAGACCGACAAAGAAAAGGACGAAAUGGUUGAUGGCGUUUCACAGAUCACCAAUUUAAGGGUGGAAUGGGCUAGAAAAUUACUACAAGACUGCAAAUUCGAUUUUAAGGAGAGUCUAAAUCUAUUCAUAUAUUUGUUCAAAGGAGACAAGUUGCCCAGUCGUGCCUUCAUGCCCUUCGAAUCUUAUGAAGAAGAUGAAGUUCAAUUUAAUCAAGUAAACGAACUUAAAAUGCUGACGAAUAUUGUAAUACCUCAGAAAAAAAUCUUCAAGAAGACAGUACCUCCCCCGCCUCCAAAUAUAUCUUCAGAGAAAGCCCAAGAGCCAAAUAAACGUAUCGAUUCUAAUGUAAUUAUUGACGGAGAGAAUAGACCGAUCGCAUUCGUCGAUACAGGAAAAAUAAAACAAAUAGCGGAAACUGCCGGAGUAUCAUCGAAAAAGAUGGACCAAAUGGCGAAAGAAGAAACACUUGAACAAUCGAGCAGCUCAACUAACACUUCGAGUAACUCAGAUACAGUAUCUUCUGUUAAUGCGAAGAUCGGAACUCCAAUUUACAUGUCUGUUAGUAAUAUUCUUGCCGCUCUGCAUAAUUUGCCGGAUUCCGGUUCUGCAGUUUCUCUGAGGGAUCACCUGAACAAUGCGGCAGCUUCGUUGCUUGCUUUAAAAUCACCCAAUCCGCCAAUAGGAAUUACUCGUGACCUGAUUCACGCCUUCUACAAGAACAAUCUUCAUACGGAAGCGCGCGAGUAUAUGAAGCAUCAAAUGUCGAUGAUUUGCAACGACAAAAAAUCAGUUCAACUAUACAAAGUCUUCCUCGAAAGUGAAUUGAAGUUCGGAGACGUGCAGCACGCCGAAUCCGUGUUUAACGAAUUGAUUAAAGUGAAUCUUAACAAAGCCUGCCGAUGCGUUCCCGAUUUAAUUAACAAAUUAAACGUGCCGACGUUUACUAGGAGAAUGAUCAAUAAAUUGCUUACGAUGAAAUUAAACAAACUACAAAAGAAUAUUUUGUACAGCUUGAAAUUGCCGACAGUGGAACAGAUGCCGCAGCAAACAAAGUACACCGACGAUUAUCUAAUUUUUAGAAAAAAGUUGCUGGUGAAAGUUGGUCUUUUCCCGGAGAGCAGCCAUCCCAGUAUACCCAAUUUGGAUUUGAAGAAAUUGUCCAGCAUGCCCAUAGACGAUCUGAACAAACAGCUUUUCGCUGAAAACUUAUCCAAUUACGCUGUGCUCAAAGUUGUUCUGUUUUCGUUCAGUUUGCGUUUGAACCUGGAAGAAGUCAACAAGUUCCUGGAUGCGCACGUCAACGUCGACCAGAAUUUGCGUGAAGAUCUGAAGAUCCUGUACCGGUUAAGGUUGCUCGAGAGGCGGCUGUCUUUUGACGAGUGCGUCAAGGUUUUGCAGGAGACGGUGAUGAGCGGCAGGAAUUGCCUGAACAUAUUCGAGGAGUUGAACGAUUACCAGACAACUUUGAGAUAUUACAAGGCGAUAAUGGCUGUUCCACAACCGAACGAGAGGUUGUUCAUCAUCUCGCUACUUUCCAUGACGUUUGCGAAGAGGUUCGGAAUGAUAAAGCCAUUUACGUACGCUUCAGAAGUGGCGCACAAAUGCGGCACCAUCGAAAAUUUCUUUCAUCCAGACGAUGUUAUUAUGUGUCCGAAAACGAAGGAGUUUCGAGAUUGGUAUACGAGUCAAACGGUCGGCGAAUUAACGGAACAAGAUGUAAUGAACUUUCUAAAAACGGAUCCUAUGAUUGAGAGCAACAGUGAAGCAGUGAGAGCUUGCCUUUAUCACAAAUUGCCCAAUCUGGCAAAGAAGAUUAAGAAUUCGAUCAAAUUGAAACGAGAUCCUGAGAAAUUUCUUAACUACAAAAUAUGUUUGGCCAUCGCUAACGGAAAGUUUGGUUCUGUAAGCAGCUCUGCCAUCGAUAUUCUGAACGGACUUCAACCUAGGAACGUUUCAAUAGCUUUAGCAGAAAUUGACGUAUACAUUAAUAUGCCCACGAUCAAUCGCAAAAUAGUCAACUCGAAGAUCCACGAAUUGAUCACGACCUUUCCUUUGAACAUUACUCCUGCUUUCUUGGAAACCCUAUACAAGUAUCACAAUUCAUGGAAAGACCAUAUCAAUUUGCUUGAUUAACAAUGGUACAUGUUCAACUUUUAUAUAUAUUA